Molecule: messenger RNA, 2097 nt
Organism: Anthonomus grandis grandis
Lineage: Eukaryota; Metazoa; Arthropoda; Insecta; Coleoptera; Curculionidae
Product: trafficking protein particle complex subunit 12-like
Exons: 10
Coding region: 332-1714 (460 amino acids)
Cellular component (GO): Golgi apparatus; TRAPP complex
Molecular function (GO): protein binding
Source: RefSeq, a predicted model, not a curated record
UCGACUGCGGCAUUAUAUCAGUAUCGAUCAUUUUCCAGAAACCCUUCCAUUUACUAUCCAACGGUUUCCUAAAAAGACAGUUUUUCCGAGUUCAGCAACUGUUUCCUCUUCAAAGUGAAAGCGCUGACUUCGGGGCAAUAAUAAUUGUUUGUAAAUUUUUCAAGACAAUGGAAGUGAAACUUCGAUCGAACCGCGAACGGGGGAUGCGAGGGCGCGAGUCCCUCCGGUUUAAGGGCUGAAUGGCGAGGCAUACGCACGCCACGGGCACUGGCACGUUGUCAGUCACAAUUUCAUGUGAUCCUGGAACGGUCGCUGGUUUCUAUAGUUACGAAUGUUCUUUGAGGUGUCUGUGAGUUUGACUAGUAAGAAACCUUCCGUUAGUACCUUAGUUCCACGCAGUACCUCAGUCGGUGACACAGAUGCGCAUCACAAGGACGCAUGGAUCCCUAUGGAGAAAACAAGGCAGGUACUGGUAGCGAACGCAACUGCUCCCCCUGGAACGUACAAUCCAGAUAUAGAGAUGCUUACUAUGCCUGGAGUUCUAUUGGAUGAAGAUGUAGAAGACGAAAUAGGAGAACCUACGAUAGUCUGUUGCAGAGAAGCAAAAGCUGGAUGCAACAAAGGAAAAUUAACACCCAGUUCCAGUACAAACGAAAGAAGACUUAGAGAUUUGGUAAAAAUAGGAGCUUACGGGGCAGCAAUAAAUCAUACUGCCAUGAUGUUGUCAUUUUAUGGACAAGGUCGAGGGCGACAAGGUCAUCGCACAACCCAUUCUCCACAAUCCCUUCAGCUGUGGUAUACCAGAUUGGCUCUGUUGGUAAAAACCAAGUCAUUUGCUGUUGCUCAAGCUGAAGCCCAACCUUUUAGUCAGCUGGAAAAACCAGACGUAUUUUACCAGUAUUAUCCAGACCAAUAUGGAGGUCGAACAGGAUCGAUGGCAUCAUUUAGCUUCCGACUCCUGUUGGCGGAGAUGCCCAUGCUAUGCGGAAAACCUAAGGAUUCUUUGAGGAAAUUGUUUUGUAUGUGGGCUACGAUCAAGAAAAUGUUAAAUAAUUUAAAUAAAGGUUUAUGUGAAGACGGUAGUAGCCAAGUAUCAGAUAAGAACGAUAAAUCAGAUUCUCUUAAGCUAUGGUCGGGCAGAGAAGUAAAAAUCAUAUAUUCGAUUAUUAAUUGCGCAUGUGCCAUGAAAGAUUAUUCUUUAGCUAUUGAAUUGCUUGGUCAGUUAUGCGACAGAGAAGGGGCUCCGAAAAGUGCACUUUAUUCAGCUUUAGGUAGACUUCACUUGCAAACUGGAAAUAUUUCUGCCGCCGAAGUAUGCUUCAACGAAUCCUCAGUCUUCGGAGCUUCUUGCGUAAGAGAACUUAUAGACAAGGGCUUACUUGCUAUAGCCCAAGAAAACUAUGAGGACGCAUGCAUCUACCUUCAACGUGCCAGCAGUUUAGAUCCAAAUAACAUUAUGAUCCUCAACAAUUUGUCAGUUUGUCUUUUUCAUGGCGGCCGCUCCAAAGAAGCCAUUACGGUCUUGGAAGCAGUUAUAUCAUCUAACCCCAUUGACACCCUACACGAGUCAAUUAUAUUGAAUUUAUGCGCUUUGUAUGACUUGGCAUCGUCCAAAGGGAUAAUGAGAAAGUUUGCCCUCUUGCGGCAAUUAUCGAAAUAUAGUGCAGAUGCCCCGGCACAUUUGCUACAGAAACUUUAUAGUCAGCAAAGCUAGAAAUUAAAGAAACCGUAAAGCUGUAGAACUUAGGGAUCAUUUACCUUGUAACAAAUACAUAUCCUUGUUAAGCCUUAAUAGAAAUGGGACCCUUGACAAUAUAAUAAUAUUUACACAUCAUUACAAAUCAAAUAUAUCGCUUGUACUAUUACAUACAUAUAGAUAUUAUAUUAUUGAUGUUAAAGUUUUAUUACAAGCAAAAGGAUGUUUUUGUAAUUUGCUGAACUGUCCAAAGUUAGAACCUGAUAUGUAAACCCUUUAGUGCCUGAAUCAAAGCUGUUUAAGAAAAUUAUUUUAUAGUAUGUAAAUAGGUAGUAUUGACGAUUUUAGAUCUACCUGUUUCUUUAUACCAUUAUGACCAAUAAAUGUUAGAUAUAAAUAGA